Molecule: messenger RNA, 2481 nt
Organism: Drosophila obscura
Lineage: Eukaryota; Metazoa; Arthropoda; Insecta; Diptera; Drosophilidae
Product: cell division cycle 7-related protein kinase
Exons: 1
Coding region: 307-2481 (724 amino acids)
Biological process (GO): mitotic DNA damage checkpoint signaling; protein phosphorylation
Cellular component (GO): nucleus
Molecular function (GO): ATP binding; protein serine/threonine kinase activity
Source: RefSeq, a predicted model, not a curated record
CAUUUAAAGUCAAAAUCUUUAAGUCGUAACAAUUCCGUUGUAGUUUUUGUCUAUUUAGUAAGUUGAUAUUUUUGUAGUACAAAAUUAAAAACACACGAAAACCCAAGUACGCCCGAAAUUAUUGUGUCUUCAGCGCGGAACAUCGCGUGAGGUUCGACCAAGGCUCCCAACAGCCCCAAGGAAAUAUCCAAAUUGGUGGGUGGGAAGAUCGAACCCCAGAAGAAGGGGAUUUUAGCCCGAAAAAGUAGCCAAAAUUAGUGUCUGUUCCAAUUCGAAUUCUGGAUCUGUCAAUGGGUUGUUGUGCAGAUGUUUACCAAAUUGUUAAUUGAUCAGAUGGAAAGAAAGGUCCAGCAGCAGCAACAGCAGCAGCAGCAGCAGCAGCAGCGACAGCUGCAGCAGGCCAGGUCCCAGUUCCCCACGUGGAGCAACGCAGCCAACAGCAUCAAGGAGCCAGCAUCCAUCACGCCGGCGGCGGUGGCGGUGGCGGCGGCGGCGGCGGCAUCCGGAAAGCCAUUUCCCUCGCCAAAGAUUUCCACAGCCACGACAACGUCGGGAGCAAAGAAUAAGCAAAAAAAGAAAUUCGUGCGAGCCAGCCCCAAAGAGGAGACCAAACUGAUUGGCGAAUCGGAUGAUCUGCCCGAUGCCAAUACGGGUCGUAUGAUGAAUCGCUACUAUGGCGGCAAGAACCCAUCGACCGCUGGGCCCGACAUCAUACUGAGCAACCCCAUCAAGACGCACGAUAUGGCGGACAAGAUGUCGAAGAUUGCGCGACGGAAUGCGCUCAAGGAGCUGGCCGCCCUGCAGGCGCAGCAGACGCAGUCGUCGGACAAGAACGAGGACGCGUUGCGGGAGCUGCAGGAGAGCAUUCCGGAGAUCAACAAAAUCUUCGAUGUGCACUGUCGCAUCGGCAGCGGCACCUUCAGCAGCGUCCUGCUGGGCACCCUGCAGCGGGAGCGCUGCCUCAACGAGACGAGUCGUCGCCGGUUCGCCAUCAAGCACCACAAUCCCACCAAUCAUCCGGAGCGCAUAUUGCGCGAGCUGGAGUGCAUGUUCCGCAUCGGCGGUGUGGACAACUGCAUCGGGAUCAACUGUGUCGUCCGCUACAACGACAAUGUGGCCUUUGUGAUGCCGUACAUGAGCCACGACCGCUAUCACGACAUCUACCGCACCAUGGGCGUGCAGGAGGUGCGCAACUACAUGCGGAACCUGUUGAUUGCCCUGCGGCAUGUGCACAAGUUCAGCGUGAUCCAUCGGGACGUGAAGCCGAGCAACAUCCUCUACAAUCGUCGCACGGGCAAGUUUCUGCUCUGCGACUUUGGACUGGCCCAGAAGAUCGGCGCCGAUGGGAGCAUUGUGCAGGCCAGCGAGCUGAGCAACGCCGCCUCGAUGGCGCUCAUGCGGGACAUGGAGGCGGCGCGCCAUCUCAUGAUGCAGGACGGCAACAGUGCCCAGGACGAGGUGCAGGAGUAUCUCAGCUGCCAGCACGAGCAGGAGCAAUCGCUGCGACGCGCUCGAGCCAUGGGCGGUGGCGUCGUGGCCAAUCCCUUUGAGGCUCAGGUGGUGGCCCCCGUGGCGCCCGUGGCCAAGAAGGAUGUGGCCGCCCAGCGCGUGGACACACAGCGGCUGAUCAAUCGUUUGCGCUUCGUCAAUCCGAAUGCGGAUCUCAACAACUAUGUCUCGCCGACGAAUGCCACCAAGAAGGAGGUGCAUGCCUCACGGGCGGGCACGCCCGGCUACCGGCCGCCCGAGGUGCUGCUGCGCUGCCCCAUACAGACGACUGCGGUGGACAUCUGGGCGGCGGGUGUCAUCAUGCUGACCACCCUCUCCUCGCUGCAUCCCUUCUUCAAGGCGCCCAACGACUGUGCCGCCCUCUCGGAGAUCAUCAACGUCUUCGGGGACAUACAGGUGCGCAAGACGGCCUUCAUGAUGGAUCGCCUGGUGAUGCUCACCCAGAAGAUGACCGCCCUGGAUCUGCGGCGUCUGUGCAUGCGCUUCCGCCUGGCCGAUCACUUCCUAUCGCCGGAGGUGCAUCGGCGCCAUCGCAAGGCCGAUGGCACCGUGGAGGUGUGCAAGUGCUGCGAGCAGGCGACCUACAACUGCAUCUGCCGCCACACCAGCCACAAGAUCGAGUCGUACGAUGGUCUGGACAUCUUUCCGGCGCAUGCCUACGAUCUGCUCUCCCGCCUGCUCGAGGUGAACCCCCAGAAGCGCAUCAGCGCCGACGAGGCCCUCAAGCAUCCCUUCUUCAGUGACCAGCAUCGCAUCGUCUCGGGCAUGUCGCUGCAACAGCAGCAUCAGCAUCGUCUCAUGCAACAGCAGCAGCAGCAGCAGCAACAGCAGCAGCAGCCGCCAGCAUUUCGUGUGAGGGAAACUCUGCCCGUGGCCGCUGCGCGCACCCUCAAGCCGUACGUCUGUCAAACGCUGGGCGGCGGUGGCAUCCAAAGCAAAGCGGGACCAACCGCCCCUGAUGCUCCUGCGUAA